AUGAAAUAUAAAGAGGAAGUGUUACUUGAAGCUAUAAACAGUGUUAUUAGUUCACCUAAAAUGUCUGUUAGAGCUGCUGCUAAAUUUUUUAAAGUACCCCGAGCAACUUUGCAGAGCAGGAUAAAUGGAAAAGUUGAGAUUGGUGCAAAAGCAGGAAGAAAAAGUUUAAUGCCGCUUGAUCUUGAAAAAAAGUUACUUGAUUUUGCAGACAACAGAGCUAGGAUGGGCAUUGGUUUUGGAAAAGAACAAUUCUUGGUAUAUGCUGGCAAGCUUGCCAAAAAAUAUGGAUAUUCUUUUAAGAAUGGCAAACCAUCUAAUAAAUGGUGGCGACUACUUAACAAUCGACAUAACAAAAAAGUAACUCUUCGACAACCAGAAUCAACAGCAUCAGUUCGUCAUCAAUGCAUGAAUCUGAUAAAGGUGGCAAAUUAUUUUACUGCACUUAAAGAAGUCAUUAAAGACUGUCAGCCUGAAGUAAUAUGGAACAUGGAUGAGACAGGACUGCAGCUAGACUUUAAGGCGCACAAAAUAGUUGCUGCAAAAGGUACAAAAUAUUUACAUAUGAGAACAAGUGGAAAUCGAGAAAUGAUUACUUUAAUUGUUUGUGUGAAUGCAGCAGGAAGAGCCUUACCACCUCAUGUGAUUCCAAAAGGAAAAACAGUAAAAUCCCUUCAAAGUUUUCAAGUUCUAGAUGCCCCUGAAGGAACCAACUGGAGUCCAAGUGAAUCUGGAUGGACUAAACAAGGGAUUGCAAAACUAUGGUUUGAGCUUACAUUUUUAAAAAACAUUGGACCACAACGUCCACAAGUUUUAAUUUUAGAUGGCCACGAUUCCCAUAAUUUCGUAGAGUUAAUAGAUAUGGCCAUACAAAACCGAAUUGAAAUUGUUGAAUUACCUGCUCAUACAAGCAAUCAGCUUCAACCUUGUGAUCGAACUGUAUUUAAGCCAUUCAAAGUUUCAUAUAAUAAAGCAGCCCAGGAUAUGAUGUCUAAUCACCCUGGGGUUAUAAUAAACAAGGCCAAUUUUACAGGACUUUUAACCAAAGCCUGGAAUAAAAGUAUGACAAAAGCUAAUAUUGAAUCUGGCUUUAAAUCAUGUGGAAUAUUUCCAUAUAAUCCUUCAAUUAUUCCAGCUGAAGCUUACUUGCCAAACUAUGUGUAUUCUGAAGACAGGUUAAUGACUAAUCUCUUUGAUCAAAUUAAAACAGUUGAUAAUACAACAAUAGUUAAGCAGAUUAAGCAAACAACAGACAGCACAAAAGUACUUUUACCAGAUAUUGAGUUGGAGCAACAUCUAAUUACCAACCCAAGAUUUGCUGUAGCAAAUGAUCACGACUAUUUAGCUGAACCAAUAACCGUAGUAGAACAUAGGAGUGAUGAUUUAGUGGAACUAAAUAUGAAAACUAUAGAACUAAAAGCUGCAAGUAAUAAAGCUACUAGUAAGUUUCAAGACAGCUUUAGGAUUAUGACUUACUCUGAAAUUGAACAGCCUAUUGAUCAGCAUGAAGUUGAUUUUACAGUUUCAACUCUUUUAGCUUCUGAUUUUGCAAAAACUAGAUCUUUUGCUCCAAAUUUCCCCUUUAAAAAUUCAUCUUAUCCAGGAGAUGGAGAUAAUGACAUUUUGCCAUAUUCUUAUCCAAAUUUUACAAAGAGCAAAAAAGCUAAGAAUGCAGACAAGUUUUUUGUGCUUACUUCUAAGGAAGCAUAUGAGUCACAGUUAAAGCAGAAGCAAAAACAAGCUCAAAAUGAAAAGGAAAAAGAAAUGCGUAAAUUGAAAAGACUACAAAAUUUAAAAAUAAAGGAAGCAACGGUAUUGUCAAAAGAUAGUCCUAGAAGAAAACCGUUGCUAUAA
Messenger RNA from Hydra vulgaris (swiftwater hydra), 1851 nucleotides. RefSeq lists its product as uncharacterized. Gene Ontology annotation, cellular component: nucleus. Lineage: Eukaryota; Metazoa; Cnidaria; Hydrozoa; Anthoathecata; Hydridae. The record is from RefSeq and is a predicted model, not a curated record. Gene Ontology annotation, molecular function: DNA binding.